Penicillium nucicola is the source of this 228-nucleotide messenger RNA. RefSeq lists its product as uncharacterized. Bases 1 to 228 code for a protein of 75 amino acids. The record is from RefSeq and is a predicted model, not a curated record. The transcript has 2 exons. Lineage: Eukaryota; Fungi; Ascomycota; Eurotiomycetes; Eurotiales; Aspergillaceae.
AUGGGUCUCAUGGACAAGCUACAAGCCAAACUUGAGCUCUACCGCCUCGAACAACGCUACGCUCGCCGUAAGCACCGCAGCACAUUCUCCACGGGCGCACAAUACGUCGACGGCGAAUAUGUCUACUCCACCGGUGCAAACUCACCCACCAGUACUGUCUCCAAACAUUCGACGGGCAGCUGGCGGCCCUCGGGGUGGGGGAGUGGCAGCAGCCAAUCCUCACGGUAA